CUGCUAUGCAGACAUGCUGCACGAUCACGACAGGAAUAAGAAAUACUAUGAGGGCAUCCGGGCUGCUGUAGCCAGAGUGAAGGCUCGCGGCGAGAGGGUCGUCGUGCUGGACAUCGGCACCGGAACUGGCCUCCUGUCGAUGAUGGCCAUCACGGCCGGGGCUGACUUCUGUUACGCCGUGGAGGUUUUUAAGCCGAUGGCCGAGGCGGCGCAGUGCAUCGUGGAGAAGAACGGCUUCUCCGACAAAAUCAAGAUUAUUAACAAACACUCCACAGACGUCACUGUGGGACCAGAUGGAGACAUGCAGGUGAAGGCCAACGUCCUGAUCACAGAGCUGUUCGAUACCGAGCUGAUCGGUGAAGGAGCUCUGCCCAGCUACGAGCACGCCCACCAAAACCUGAUGCAGGAGCGCUGCGAGGCCGUCCCUCACCGGGCCACCGUCUACGCCCGGCUGGUAGAGUCGGAGCUUCUGUGGAGCUGGGCUCAGCUGCAGCCAGUUGAGGUGGAGGGGGCCAGGCUGGUCCCUCCGCCCGCAUGGCGCGACCACUGGAUGCAGAGCGUGUACUUCCUGCCUGUGGAGAGCCAGGUGACAGAAGGAGAGGAGCUGAGCCUGAUGGUCUGCCACGAUGACUACAGUCUGUGGUACAGCCUGCAGCCUCGCAGCCAGCGGGGCUCACAGACUGAGGCUCCUCCCUCUCGGCCAUGUUGCACCUGCCAGGCUCACCUGGUUUGGACUCGGCCGCGUUUCGGCGAACUUAACGACAGACGGCGUACGGAGAGCUACGUCAGCGCUCUGCGCAGCGUGCUGAGAGAGGACGGCGUGUGUCUCAGCGUCAGCGACGGGAGUCUGCUUCCUGUUUUCGCUCACAUGCUCGGAGCCAAGAAGGUGUUCGGUUUGGAGAACUCCCAAAUGUCUAAACAGGUUAUUGAUGAGGUUUUGGAAGCCAACUCCAUGAAAGGACGUGUUGAGCUGCUGGAGAUCAGGCCGGAGCAGCUGACCAGUAAUGAUGUAGGAGGAGAACAGAUCUCCGUCCUGAUGGGUGAACCGUACUUCAGCACCAGCCUCCUGCCGUGGCACUCCCUGUUCUUCUGGUAUUGUCGCACUGCCCUGGCAGGUCUUCUGCGACCCGACGCCAGCAUCCUGCCCCGCUCUGCCUCCCUUCACAUGGUGGCUGUGGAGUUCCAGGAUUUGUGGAGGAUAAGAGCGCCGUGUGGAACCUGCGAGGGCUUCGAUGUCACGCCCAUGGAUGAAAUGGUCCAGUUUGACUUCACACAGUGCCUCCCUCAGCAGCCAAUCAGCAGCCAGGGCUUGCUGUCUUUCAUUAGGGAAGGUCGUUGCCAUGGUGUUGCGUUGUGGAUGGAGUACCACCUGACAGAUGACAUCACUGUCAGCGCAGGUCUCAACGGACCAAUCAAUGAGCAGGGCGACUGCGAGUGGAGUCGACACAGGAAGCAGGGAGUGUACUUCUUCGGGUCGCCGUGGGAGAUCUCAGGUGACGGCAGGGCC
Molecule: messenger RNA, 1507 nt
Organism: Neolamprologus brichardi
Lineage: Eukaryota; Metazoa; Chordata; Actinopteri; Cichliformes; Cichlidae
Source: RefSeq, a predicted model, not a curated record